GCUGCUGCUCUGCAAUCUGCAUCACCGCGCUGGGCACCUGUGAGAGCUAGAGGCAGGAGAACCGGACGUCAUCCUCAAGGUGCAGGGUACCCAAUCUCACGGUGUGCAAGCAAGCACAAUGGCGGUUGAGGCUGCCACAGCGACGGAAACUGCCACCGGGGAAGUUGCAAGACAUCCCCUGCAACACAGGUGGUCGUUGUGGUACGACAACGCCAAGCUUAAGGCAGCAACGGAGACCUGGGCGGACAACCUCAAGCACAUCCUGGCGUUCGAGACCGUUCAAGAGUUCUGGGCACUCUUCAACAACGUCAUGCCGCCCAGCAUGCUAUCGGUGCAGAGCAAUUACAGCGUGUUUAAGGAGGGUGUCAAGCCCAUGUGGGAGGACACGGCAAAUCGACAGGGGGGUAAAUUCGUGCUUACCGUGAAGGGGGAAGACCUGCCGCAGCUGGACCAGUGGUGGCUGCAUGCGGUGCUGUCCGCUAUCGGGGAGACGCUAGAGUCGGAGACCGAUCCGGAGGUGUGCGGCCUGGUCGUCAGCUUGCGCAAGGGGCAGCACCGCAUAGCUCUCUGGACGAAAACCUGCCAGGAGUCGAGGGUGGUUCCAGUCGCGAAGAAGCUUAAAGAGGCCCUCAAGCUUCCGGCGCGAUUGAAGUUCGUGUUCCAGACCCACAGCGAUGCCGUGUCUUCCCUGUCCAGUUUCCAGAACGCAUCGCGAUUUGAGGUUUGAGCGAGGACGGAGACUAGCGUGGGAAGAACUUGCAUGUGCUGCCGCUGCGUUUGCUGGCAGUGCGGCACGGUCAAAGCUCUAUUGGUCGACGCGAGCUGCAAAGCUGCAAGGACAGCGGCCGUGAUUGGCGAUACUCCAUGGCAUUUGAAGCGGGUCGGGUGUUAAGGGUCGGGUGCGCAUUACACGUCGUUAUCUCGGAAUCCUGCAGGGGAACGGCGUUAGGGUUCGUGAAGCGCCAACGGCACCGGUCAUAAUGUAGACGACUUCGAUAGCACCUACAUGGAGUGUUGUGCUGGGUAGAGUAUGGUGUGAGACAGGAGGAUACAGCCGUUACAUCUGUAUGUUGUAAAGAUGUUGAUACCUUCUUUUUGGUAUUUGGCCUGUGACGACGGGAGGAGUUCGCGUCACUUGCAUCGGUACGGACGUUAGAAGGUGCAGUACUGAGGAGAGACCGGAACGGUUUUUUAUGUGACCGCAACAACAUUUGUGGGGGUUCAUGUGGCGAACUUCUGUCGACUUGAGGCUGGGAAAAAAUUGUCCUUCCCGCUGGGUGGAUCGAAAGGAGAUGCGAGAGACGCGCCGCACGCGCACUAAACAAUUUCAGCAUGUUUUUGGUUUGGCGGAGGGCUGAGCAGCUUCGCAUGGUCAUAGCUCCUCUUGUUGUCAUCCAGCUUCAUGCGCGUGGACCGCCGCUACCUUGCUUCCUGUUACCUUCGCGAUGCCGCAAGCGCCAAACAAACGCGUGCGUGCUAUGGUCGCGGUGCAGCCUGUCAACACGGCGGGUGUUGUCAAUUCUGGAAGUAUUUUUUUAGCCCGUCUACAAAUAAAUGCAUGUAGGGUGUGUCCUUGAGCCGAAUAGAAGGCGCGCUCAGUCGGUCUCCCCGACGUCCCUCAUGUUCAUUUUGCGACGUUUUUUGGGGGUUGUUUCGUGCGGGAUGAGCCAACCUCUCGUUUUCCCUUGUCCAUUGUUUCUCCACGUUCUCUGUUCAUUGCUUGCGCCGGUCACUGCGUGCGUUUUGUACGUUCGCUGUCGUUUCCGUCACGCCGUCCUUCACCUAGUUGUUGUCCGGUUCCUCUGUAUCUGUUUUCAGCAAAGAUAUGAGUUUCAGUGAUGUCGGGACGGAGAACAAAGUAGUCAACUCCCCGUGCCAAUGCGCAGGGGACGAGCGAGAAACACUCCCCCCUCCCCAAAAGCAGAAUCUUGUGUUUUGGCAAGCCGUUUGCGAGCAGGACGAAGGCUAAAUCUAGUUGUCAGCGAUUUCUGCGUGCAUAAUUCGAAAAGGAUCAUCAACCAACCCCGUUCGACUACUUGUGGUUUUAUGUCGAACGGGUUG
Messenger RNA from Ectocarpus sp. CCAP 1310/34, 2061 nucleotides. NCBI's taxonomy places the organism in Eukaryota, Phaeophyceae, Ectocarpales, Ectocarpaceae. The record is from the annotation of a GenBank genome assembly.